This is a messenger RNA of Loa loa (African eye worm), 2005 nucleotides long. Its product is annotated as tRNA pseudouridylate synthase Lsp1. Gene Ontology annotation, biological process: mRNA pseudouridine synthesis; tRNA pseudouridine synthesis. Gene Ontology annotation, cellular component: nucleus. Gene Ontology annotation, molecular function: pseudouridine synthase activity; RNA binding. NCBI's taxonomy places the organism in Eukaryota, Metazoa, Nematoda, Chromadorea, Rhabditida, Onchocercidae. The transcript has 12 exons. The record is from RefSeq and is a predicted model, not a curated record. Bases 1 to 1554 code for a protein of 517 amino acids.
AUGAAACGGAUUUUAUCAGACGUUUACAGAAAGUGCUGGGUCGAGGCUGAGGAUAUUAAAAAGUUUCCAGUAAUACUUUGGAAAAUUGGCUAUAGAAAGGGAGAGGAUUCGAACGGUUUUAUGUUCCUGUUGGAGGAGUUUUUUGAAAUUCGGGAAAAGCGCUAUUUGAUGUUAAGAAAUGUUAGUGAUGUGCUAAGGAAAACAAAAGUGAAAGUCAUUUGGAUGGAUGCUUUUAUGUGCGCGUCGUCUGAUUCAGCAAGUGAUGUUAAUGGUGAACCUGUAAGGAAAAGCAGAAGAAAGGAAUAUUCCUACGCGUUGCUGUUAGCAUAUCAGGGCAAGAAGUACAAUGGUAUGCAGGUGCAAAAAGAUUUUCCCACAGUUGAGGGCGAACUGUUCAAAGCGAUGGCUAAAUGCGGAUACAUCUCUGAGGAUGAUAUUCUUAGUCCAGUUCGUUUUGCAUUUCAGAGAGCUGCUAGGACAGAUCGUUCCGUAUCCGCAGCCCGGCAGAUGUGCUCGAUGCGAUUAGCACCAGAAAAUCACGAAUAUUUUCUAAAAACAGCCAGUGAUAAAUUGAACGCACAGUUACCUGAAGAAAUUCGAGUUAUGGGUGUUAGACGUGCAACUCGGUCCUUCAAAGCUCAUAAAAAUUGUGAUAAACGAACUUAUUCCUAUACUUUACCGUCUUAUGCAUUCGCCAGAGCAGAUGAGUUGACAAACAGUGCUUUCCGCAUAAGCGAAACGUCUGUUACUGAAUUGAAUGACUUGCUUGCAUUGUACAAAGGGACGCACAAUUUUUUCAAUUAUACUUCCGGAAGAACUUACGAAGAUCGAAGCAACAUGCGAUAUAUACAUGAUUUCAAAUGUGGUCCAACACAACUUGUUGAAGAUAAGGUCCGGGGUGGUAUGGUUGAAUUUAUCAGUCUUUAUGUCACGGGACAAAGUUUUAUGUUGCAUCAGAUUCGGAAAAUGAUCGGGAUGACGGUGGCAACUUUCAGGGGAUUAUGUGGCAAAACUGAAUUGGAAAAUACAUUUCGGAGUGAGCGAAUGGAUGUGCCAAAGGCACCCGGUCUGGGUUUGGUGUUAGACAAAGUACACUACGAACGAUAUGACAGAUGGUACGAGAAAACACACCAGAAGUUGAAUAAUUGGGGUGACGAAAUUGAAGCUAGGGCUGACGAAUUCCGCAAACUUUACAUAAUUGCGGAAAUUUAUCGUCAGGAGCUUGCCACUCAUUCGAUGUUCCUAUGGUUAACCACCUUACUAAGACAUGAUAUAAUGAUACCCGGAAUCACAAGGGAAUCGAGGGAAAGAUCACCAUUGGGACUAGCUUCCGAUCGUGCAUAUCUUGCAAAUGAGGAAUUAAAAGAAAUGAAAAAGGAGAAAGAAAAUCAGAUCUUCGUUGAAUCAAACGAAGAGCGGCGAGAUCAUCUAGCAGAACUUAUAAAGAAGGAUUCGAAUUCACAAUCAGGAGAAAAUUCAGAAGGAAGUCACACAGACACUAUAGUUGUUAUGGGCACUUCUCCGAGAAGAGUGUUGGACAGUGGGGAGUCCUGAUAUUUCUACUACAUCUUACCUCUGAGGUGUGGGUCAAGAACUUACCAUUGCUCCAGGAAAACAAUGAAUUUCAUCUAUGGUUGUUUCGAAAGAACUUUUUGUUGAAUGCUUUUAUUAAGAAAAUUUAGAGGAUGGUACAAGGAAAAUUUAAUGGGCUCUUUUAACUUCAGUUGAUUAAAGAAAUCUAAAUGUCCACUUCAUAGACGCAUUUGAAUUCUUUCCUAAGAUACAAAAAUACUGCGACUUUUUCUAGAAUGUUGUUUCGUUUUAAUGUUAUCUUAGAAGACGCCACCCACAGCACUCCUACUGAGUGUGUUGUCUGAAAAAUUGAUUGAAUUCGAUUACUUAGCUGUUCAUUUCCAAAACAUUUUUCAAAAAUAGUUUAUUUUAUCUUGUUUCCACUGUUGAAUGAUUAGAUGUUGAUGGCGAAUAAAACUGUUUUUCUGCUGGA